Messenger RNA from Durio zibethinus, 3730 nucleotides. RefSeq names its product phosphatidylinositol 4-kinase gamma 4-like. Lineage: Eukaryota; Viridiplantae; Streptophyta; Magnoliopsida; Malvales; Malvaceae. The record is from RefSeq and is a predicted model, not a curated record. Gene Ontology annotation, molecular function: protein binding.
UUUAAUAUUGGAGAAAAUUUAUAAAAAAAAAAUUACUCCAUAGAUAGCGAGAUUUUUUUUUUUUUCAUUUCCCAAAUUUGACUCCUGAUUUGAGCUUUCAGUUUCUCGCGUCCCCCUCUCUUCGGUCCUUCCUUCUGGUAAGAAUCCUCUCUUUCGUAAUAUAACUUUCCUUUUUUUUUUAAUUGCUAAUAACUUCCGUACAUUCAAUCUCUAAACCCUAAUCUUACAUAUCAAGAUGAAUUGAGCUCUGAGAUCAGUAGUAUUUCGUUUCUGAUACCCGGGGUUUCGAUUUCUCGGGCUUAGGGGUUUUUUCCUUGGGCCUGGAUUGGGAUUUUUAUUUUCUCGUUUGUAUAGAACUGUUAGGUUGAAAAAAAAUGGGGAAAGUGUUGUGAAUUUGUACAUACUUUAGAUGCAUUAUCUUUUAGAGUGUUGAGAACUCUUCGUUCGUCAAAAAUUCACUGUAAAAAAUGUCGUCGGCUGGUGUUGCUGUUGUUCCGGUUCGAAAUGAACCUUUUGUUCCUCCUGAUCACAUGAAUCUUGAAUUGGGUCUUCGUGAAAACGAAUCAAUUUGGAUAUAUUUGGUCCUCUCCGGAUCGAUGAUUCCAAUGCGGAUUCUGGAAUCGGAUUCUAUUGCAUCCUUGAAGCUACGUAUUCAAACCUUUAAAGGUUUUGUUGUGAAGAAUCAGAAGUUGGUUUGUGGAGGCCGGGAGCUGGCACGGAGCAAUUCCCUUGUUCGUGACUAUGGAGUCAACGAUGGGAAUGUUCUACACUUGGUUCUUAGGCUUUCUGAACUUCAGGUCAUUAAUGUUAAGACUACGUCUGGUAAAGAAUUUACCUUUCAUGUUGAAAGAGGGCGUGAUGUUGGUUAUGUGAAACGGCAGAUUGCUAAGAGAGAGAAAGGGUUUACUGAUCUUGACGAGCAAGAAGUUGUUUGUGAUGGGGAGCGAUUAGAGGAUCAGAGGUUUAUUGAUGAUAUAUGUAAACACAAUGAUGCUGUAUUGCAUUUAUUGGUCCGUAAAUCUGCCAAAGUUAGGGCUAAGCCUGUUGCUAAGAAUUUUGAGUUGUCUAUUGUGGCACCAGAAUUGAAAGAUAAGCGAGAUCAUGACGGUGUUGAGACGAACAAUCGAAGACGAAAUGAUGUUGGUGGUGAAGAGAAUUAUAGUAGAGGAUAUGAAGUUGAUAGAGAGGUUGUACCAAGAAAGCCUCCUGAUAGGGAUUUUACAUUGGAGCCUGUUAUUGUUAAUCCCAAAGUUGAAUUACCUUCAGUGAUUGUGGACAUGAUUAAGUCCACAUUUGAUGGGUUAGAUAGCGGGAAAACUCCAAUCAGGUCUGUGGAGGGAACUGGAGGAGCCUAUUUCAUGCAGGAUUCAUCUGGCCAAAAAUUAGUUGCUGUUUUUAAGCCAAUUGAUGAGGAGCCAUUAGCUGUUAACAAUCCUCGAAAACUACCAGUGUCACCAGAUGGUGAAGGGUUGAAAAAGGGUACAAGAGUUGGAGAAGGAGCAUUCAGGGAAGUUGCUGCUUAUAUUUUGGAUCAUCCUAAGAAUAAGCGAUCCAUGAUAUAUAGUGACGAGAAGGGUUUUGCUGGGGUCCCUCCUACUGCUAUGAUCAAGUGUUUGCACGGUGGGUUUAACAAUCCUGAUGGUUUACCAACGGUCAAGAUUGGGUCAUUGCAGAUGUUUGUGGAGAACAGUGGAAGUUGUGAGGAUAUGGGUCCUGGGUCUUUCCCAGUCGAGCAAGUACAUAAAAUCUCUGUGUUGGAUAUAAGAUUGGCUAAUGCAGAUAGGCAUGCUGGGAAUAUUUUAUUGAGCAAAGAUGAAAAUGGGCAGACAUUGUUGAUUCCAAUUGAUCAUGGCUAUUGCUUGCCUGAAAGCUUUGAAGAUUGCACAUUUGACUGGCUGUAUUGGCCUCAAGCUCGCCAAUCUUACUCCCCUGAGACAAUUGACUAUAUAAAAUCCCUGGAUGCUGAAGAAGAUAUUGCCUUGUUGAAAUUCCUUGGAUGGGAUAUGCCACCUAAAUGUGCACGCACGCUCCGCAUCUCCACCAUGCUCCUCAAAAAGGGUGCAGAAAGAGGGCUUACUCCCUUUGCCAUUGGAAGUAUAAUGUGCAGAGAGAACUUGAAGGAAGAAUCUGUGAUUGAGGAAAUUGUCCAAGAAGCACAGGAUUGUGUGCUUCCUGGCACAAGUGAAGCUGCAUUUCUUGAAACAUUAUCCCAAAUCAUGGAUCGCCAUCUUGAUGAGAUUGCUGGGUCACUCCUAUGAUAGAAGUGCCGAACAUCUGUAGAGACUGGUUCAUAGUUGAUAGUUAUGUUGUUGUACAUGCCUUCUCAUUCUUCUGCAUGCAUUGCCAGAUGAUGGGACCUCAAAUUGGCCGGCAGACUGGUUAUGAAAGCAAAAUGGUUUAUUCUUCUCAACCUUUCAUGUGAUUCUCUAUUUUUUAUUGCACUUCAAAAAAAGCCUCGUAAUUUGAGGCGUUGAUUCACAUUCAUUUCAAUUGAUUUGUUAAGAUAUUUUUUAUUGGCCUUUUGAGAUUUGAAUUGAAGACAUGGGUUUCCUUUUAUUUUAGUGUUUUUUUUUUUGGUUUAUUAUUAGGUUUUUCACUUAAUUAAGUUAUAGGUUUUAAAUUGUGGUCACUGUUAGUUAAGUUAAUAUAAGGUAUUAGUUUUUCUUACUCUCUCAAUUACGAGGGCUGAUUCCAUGAUUUUGGAAUGCAAUUGUUUCUUUUAUUUGCUGAAAACACAGUCAAGCUAGCUAACUUGGAUAGUGGCAUUGAAAGAUACGUAGAUCGCUUGUAUAUUUACAAGCAGCAAAGGAUUGAAUUUUACACCAUAAAUCAAGGUAAGUAACCAUGGGUUUGUUGCUGACUAAUUACAGAUAAAGAUUCGAAGAGGAAGGUUUUCCGGUUACCCUGUAGGCGAUAGACAGUUGAGAUAACAUAUCAGCUGCUUAGUUUUCAAGGAAAGCAAGUAACGAAAUGCAACAUAAAUUGCAAGAUGGAACCAAAUAUCUCAGUGCCUCUAAUGUAUAGGUCUUGAACAGCAACUGACUGACAUUGAUGCAUCUUCGGAAGCAAUCAUCCUUGUUCUUUCGUCAUCUCCAAUCGCACAAAUUACAGGCAGUUAGAUUUUUCUUACAGCUAUGAUGUUUGAGUGACACUGGAAUAUCAAGGAAAAGAAUUCAAAGGAGCCCUCGGCCUCAAUGACCCUGAACUUUCUCAAUUGGUCAAUUCAGAUGUCACUCAGUUUUCCCUCGGGUGUAUGAAGUAAGUAUUUCAUUUCUUGGUAGGCCUUUUGAGUUUCUUCUUUGACCUCCUUCCGAAAAGGAAAAAAAAAAAAAAAACACUGAAAUGCAAGUAAUUUUGCUGACAAAUAACAGUCAUGCUAUAACUCGUAAUGGUGUCCCAUCAGCCAUGUCAAAUAUCAAAUACCCAUCUUCCGCUAAAUAAUUUUGUGAAAACACCGAAGAUCAGAAAUUACCUCCUUGUCGAUUUACCACUAACACCGAGUACAGCCUUCGUCAAUGAGCUCAUAUCCACAAAGCGCUCACGCAUGAUCUUGUCAUGGUAUAUCUUGCUCCCAGUCUCACAUAUUUGUUCUUCCACCUCUUCCAAAGUAAAGAUUAAUGAGAGAAUUAGGUGGAAUCAUCAGAGGAAGACACUGAUUAUCAUGAUUCACCUAAUUAAACGAUGGUGUAUGUCAUGCACAUAAUUAUAGUGUAUGAGUUACUAAGCCUGC